Messenger RNA from Lolium perenne, 825 nucleotides. NCBI's taxonomy places the organism in Eukaryota, Viridiplantae, Streptophyta, Magnoliopsida, Poales, Poaceae. The record is from RefSeq and is a predicted model, not a curated record.
AUGACAUCACCCCGCCCGCGCCCUCCUACGUCAUCCCUGACGACUGCCCUCGCCACCCAUUGGGCAACGCCACCGCCGGCACCCGCCCGUUGCCUCGCCUCUGCCUAUAAAAAGGCCCCUUGCUCCCUCCUCUCCACUCACACCCCUCCUCUCCACUCACACCCCUCCUCUCCACCUUGCAGAACCUUCACAGAGAGCGCCUGGGCGCUCCCCCAGCCGCUGCACGCCGGCAGGGUCACCGCCACCCGUUCUCACCAUGAGUGUGACGGGCAGGUGGAGACCGUCCCCGUCGCCUCCACCUUUUUCCCUCCGCCCUGCCUUGCUUCCCCUCACUCUCCCACCCUAACCCUACCUUUUCCAACGCCCAGGGUCGCCGGAGGCCAGCACCACCGCCGUCGGCCGGAGUUCGCUGCGAGGAAACCACCUUCGGGAGGAGCUACUGGAGGAGGAAAAACAGCUGCCGAGCGCGCCCAGGGACUGCCCAACCUCACCGCCGCCACUACCCAGCCUCCGCCGGCGCCCUCCACCGCCGCAGGGUCGCCGGAGGCCAGCACCACCGCCGUCGGCCGGAGUUCGCUGCGAGGAAACCACCUUCGGGAGGAGCUACUGGAGGAGGAAAAACAGCUGCCGAGCGCGCCCAGGGACUGCCCAACCUCACCGCCGCCCCUACCCAGCCUCCGCCGGCGCCCUCCACCGCCGCAGGUAACCCCGGCCGCCCCUCUCUUUUUCUGCUCGCGUCCGCCGCGCGUGUGUGAGGAGAACGACGACCCUCUGGUCGUCCUCACCGAAGCGCUGCGUGGCCUGCAUGGCCACGUCAGCCCAUGA